AUUAAUAAUCACUCUCUCACUCCUCCACUCUCACUCUCUCUCACUUCGCUUCCACCAUUCUCUUCUUCUCCCUCUCGAAUCCACCUACACUGCGCUCAAUAAUCAAUGGCUGCUUUCCUGCUCAUCACUCUCCUCCUCUCCAUCGCCGCCCACUCCAGCGCGUUGUGGUGCGUGUGCAAGGAUGGAUUAACCGAUCCACAGCUGCAGAAGGCGCUAGACUACGCAUGCGGAGCCGGCGCGGAUUGCAACCCGAUCCAUCAAAACGGGCCCUGCUUCCAACCCAACACCGUCAAGGCUCACUGCAGCUACGCCGCCAACAGCUAUUUCCAGAGAAACCGCCAACAAUCCACCGCCUGCGACUUCGCCGGCGCCGCCACCGUCACCUCCUCCGAUCCUAGCAUUUCUGGGUGUUCGUAUCCUGCAACUGCAAGUGCUUCCACCACCCCCACAACGGGGACUACGACUCCGGUCUCCGGGACGACGGGUAGCACCCCGGGCAUGACGAACCCCAACACUGGCGGACUAGGAAACCCCGUUCUAGGCCCGUCAGGGAUAAACCCCAAUACUGACUUGAGUGAUGCAGGGAUCCGGCUCUCAAACGCCGUCUUCCUCUGCUUCUCGGUGUUCCUCGCCUUCUCAGCACUCGUUUUCUGGUGAGCUUGAACACGGCGGCAAUGGUGCUCGGACAAGUUGCUUCAAGAUUAAUGUCGAUGGAUGAAGAAAUGAUGGGUUUUGAGGCAGCUAAUGGUUUUUGUUCCUCUCUCUCUGUCUCUACUCCACGGUGUAAAAACAUGAUGGGAUGCUCAAUUCUUUUUUUGAGUUUGUAGUUUUUGGUGGUUGCUUGAUCUCUCUCUAUAAAUAGGACAAGUACUAUUUGCA
Salvia hispanica is the source of this 879-nucleotide messenger RNA. Its product is annotated as PLASMODESMATA CALLOSE-BINDING PROTEIN 2-like. Lineage: Eukaryota; Viridiplantae; Streptophyta; Magnoliopsida; Lamiales; Lamiaceae. The record is from RefSeq and is a predicted model, not a curated record.